ACGGCUACGUUUUAGAUAAGUUGAAUUUAACGCCAUCGAACGUAGCCAACGCAGACAGGUCGACCGCGCAAGAGAAAAUCGCUGAGAAAUGCUGGGGCAAAGGCAGUAUAAAGUGCAAUCGACCCUGCGUUCGCUUCGACUAUAGUUUCACGAGCAGCAAGUCCCGCCUGGAUGAUAACGUCUAUCAAGCUCUCAAGAAGCAGUUCAACGUGUCAAACGACUCGAGCGUGGCUAUCAUUAAGGCUUAUUUUCCCGCACUUCGCUACACGGAAAUCAAACUCUGGCGGUCUGGCAUUGAAGACCUUAUCAGCACACUUGGCGGUUACACAGGACUCUUCCUUGGGGCUUCUCUCAUCACCUUGGUCGAGGCCUUCGUCUUCAUCGUGCUCUUCUUCGUCGUCUUCGUCAGGAAUAUCAACAGGAGGCUCAACGGUCUCUCCCAUCACAGCGCCACGCACCCGUCCGCUCCGCUGGGCAAAGCAGGGUCGUCGUACCAGAAUGAAUGAAGAUGAAUGGUUUAUUUGUGGUUGUGCCGAAUGGUUUACUUACGGUUGGGCCGAGUGUGGUUGCUUUGCGGUGUUGUCUCUGGUUAGAAGUGGGAGCUGGAAGGGAAAAGGGAAGGCAUAAAGAAUGGAUACGUAAUGAAUGAAAGGAAGAUAGAAGUAUAUAGGAAGAUGAAGAAGAGAAAAUGGAAGAGAACGCGAAAGUAGUGAUUGGAAUUUUUAGGAAUUGGGAGCUGAAAGGGAAACAACUGGAGGGAGUUAAGAAAUAAUAACAACAAAAACACAUGAAGAAAUAAAGGAAGAAAGAAAAUAUAAAGAAAAAGAAUGAAUAGGAAAAGGACAGAAAACACAAAAGAAGCUGA
Molecule: messenger RNA, 865 nt
Organism: Penaeus chinensis
Lineage: Eukaryota; Metazoa; Arthropoda; Malacostraca; Decapoda; Penaeidae
Exons: 4
Coding region: 172-627 (151 amino acids)
Source: RefSeq, a predicted model, not a curated record